UUAAUCUUUUUCAUCGAGCGGACUUUAUUAUUAUAUUACUGACAUUACUGGCAAAUGGUAUAAUUUCCUUGGAUGAAACACUAAGCACAAACAAAGCUACGCCUACGGGACAGACAAUAUCACUCCAAAAGCCGAACUUCGUUGUGCUUUUAGUUGAUGACCUGGGCGUCGGGGAUAUUGGAUGUUUUGGCAACGAUACAAUCAAGACGCCAAAUGUCGAUCGUUUGGCGGAGCGUGGAGCGAAAUUAAAUCACAAUUUGUCCCCGGAAUCGAUCUGCACACCCAGUCGUGCAGCGAUGUUAACAGGACGUUACGCAAUACGUUCUGGGCUAGCUUCGGGACCCGGCGAAUUACGAGUUAUUUCCAGUCUUGCUUCUAGUGCUGGCUUGCCAAACAAUGAAACUACUUUUGCUGAAGUUUUACAAGAAAAUGGCUAUCGAACAAGUAAGUGGCUAAAAAGUGCUUUUAAUAAUUUAAUUGGGCCAUUCCAUUUAAUAUGUGCACACCCCCCCCCCCAUUGAGGGGUCUGGAAAUCCUAUGGGGAGGGAGGGGUUAAUAUUGGUAAUUUCCGAGGGGGUAAAUCAGUCGGUCCCUUUGAUCUUCGAACAACAUAGGCCAAUUUCCAAGGGGGGGGGAAUGUGUCGGCACUUUGAUGUUCAAUUUCCUGAGGGGGUAAAACUUUUAAGGACCCCUCAAUAGGGGGGGUGCACAUAUUAAAUGGAAUGGCCCAUUUAUUAAGUGCACCCCCCCCCCCUAUUGAGGGUUUUCAAAAAAUACCCCCUGGAUAUUGCUUUAGUAAUAGGGUAUGUGGAUUUCUCAUUUUAACAUUUCCCGUGGAUUUUCUAAACCUUUGUUAACCUAUUGUGGGUAACAUAAUUUCUCCCCCUGGAUUUUUGGAUUUUGUUCAAUGGAUAUUUUGCAUAUGUUCUUUGAAAUAGAAUUAAUACAUCCCUCCCCCGUCGACAACUUUCUAGGUAAAAAAAAAUUCCGGGCGAGUACGUUGCAAUUGCUUUCCAGGUACUUUAUCUCAAUUUUUCAUACCAAAUUUCAGUACUUAGCCCAAAAUAACAAAUAACAGCAUUAAUGCUGCAAUUUAGCACCAUGGAUUUUAUUUUUAACUAUUACUGUACCAAUAAUUGUUUACUGCAAUGGAUUUUUUAACAUUUCAUAUUUUUACUACCAUGGAUUUAUUUUGUUUAAAUUUUUUCCAUUUGGAUUUUUAUUUGGAUUUUUUUAUAUUUACCCAUGGAUAUAUCUUGAAAAAUUUCUUUCUCCUAAUGGAUUUUUGUUGGGGGUACAUUAAAUGGAUGGCCCAUUUAUGCUGCUAGGUGGGGACCAGAUAUUUUGCAAGGCAAUUAAUAAACUAGAAGUUACUAUCGCAAGGGAUGUGCUGCCUUACGACUGAAAGUCUUGGGGAUUGAUUAUACCAAAAAACUUUAUUCAUUUAAAUUGCAUUAUAUAUACACUGACUGUAUGUAUGAAUUUAUUUUGUUUAAUAGUGCAGUAAUUAUUAUAUACUGUAAACUGUACUUCGGAUUUUCAUAUUUAUACACAUGUUAUUGUUGGUACCAAUGUUUUAAACCGUCUUCACUUGACAAAACGUCUAGAAACUAAAAAGUGCUUUUAAUUAAUAAAUUAAUUUAUGCUGCUAGGUGGGGACCAGAUAUUUUGCAAGGCAAUUAAUAAAUAAGCAUUUAAAGCAUGCCAAAAUUUACCAAAAUGUAGAAAAAAUUACUAAAUUUCUGGGGCCGGUUGUUCAAAAACCGGUUACCUUAAUCCUAGGUUAAUGCAAAUUGCAAAGCAAUUUUCCCAACAUCCUGUUUAGAAACACAAAUAUAGUUUUCCAAAAUUCAUGUCUGGAUCAAUAGAAGUUUUAUUUUCCAAUGUUUUGAAAUAAACAGAUGUGUAAAUGUACCCAAACUAAAACAGCAGGUUAAAUUUUAACCCAUGGUUACUGCCAACCCAGCUUUGAACAACAGUUGCCUGCAGUCAACUCAGGGGCGUAGGAAGCGGGGGGGCCGGGGGGGUGCGGCCCCCCCAAAAAUUUAUAAGGGGGGGCCGAGAUAGCUUUCGGCCCUCCCAAAAAUCAUUGAAUUUACUCAAUUUACAAUAAAUGCAGUGAAAUUCGAAACUGAUAUGGCUAAAUAGGACUCUGAAAUGGCCAUUUCCAAGGAUCUAGAGCCUCUAAUUUUCAAAAAAUUUUCCGCUCGGCACCAACCAUGGUGGCGCCUCGAGGAAUUCGGCCCCCCCAAUCUCGAAUGUGUUCCUACAUCCCUGAGUCAACUAAAGUGGUAUGAAAAUCAGUAAAAUAUCUCAGUAAAACAAAAUCAGUGAAAUGCUUUCCAUCAUCACUGAAACUAUGUUUUUUUUUAUGUUUUUCUUUCAUGUUUUUCUUUCUCACUUGUACUUUUUGAUUGCAAUUAUGCAAAAUGCAACUAUGGCGUCAUGAUGAUUGGGCCCGGGUCCUGAGCCCAUAAUCAGUACAGGUCAGUGGUGAUCGAUCAGCACAAUUCCGUCGAUUCAGCUGGACAGCUAAUUGGGCCAGCAGCUUGCAAUUGGAUCCAUGUACAGCUAUUUUGCAGGCAUGGACCUGCAAGUGUUCUCAUUGAAUAACAGGUUGUGUCAUUAUGGCGUGUGGUCCACACUGUAGGUGGGUCGUUACCAGACGAGGAAUAAGGUUAUGCAGGUCUUCCCGAAAAUGCAAUGCGCCACAAUGCGGGUUCAUUAUUAUUCAAAAUCUUUAUUUCACAACGUGCCUUUUGAUUAAAAACUGUUGAAAUAUAUUGCAAUUUUUGCUGUGAAGAUCUUGUUUUCUCAAAGGUAUGUUUUGAUAAGUUUUUUAUUAAUUAGUAAUUCAAUAAAAGCAUUUUGGAAUAAUUUUGUAUAUAUAUAUAUUUGGCUUAUUGCAUUUUAGUUAAAUUCCCAUUGUAUUUAUGCAUGUUUUGGGUCAGUGACGCAGUGAACAUGACCUUGACCCAUUAUAAAGCUACAGACUGCAGAGCUUCCCCAUUGACAAGUAAAAUCGUCUGGCAUUAGACAAGUAAAAAAAUAAGUAGGGCGCACUGGGGCACAUUGCAGCUCAAUGGGUUAAAGUGGCAUUGAAAUAUUCAUGAGUAAAUUAUACUUUUUUACAAGGAAACUAAAAUAAAAUAACAUGGAUUCAGUGAAUUCAGGAAUGUUUACUCUUGAUACUGUAAAACCGAAGAUCUCGGCGAGCUGAAUUGUGGUUUGAAAAUGAGUUGUUUUUGCUACUGUAUUAUAGAAUAUAGGGUUGAAAUACAAAAUAUAAAUACUGAGGGUAUAAAUGGAUUUGCAACAAUUUAAGUUCCAAUUAUAAUUUUAUUUUCUAAUGAAAAAUAAAGCCAAGUAAAAAACGUUUCUUGACAGGAUACCCCCAAGAAAGUAGGGGCAUGAAGUAAUUUUGAAUGUUAUAUCAAAUGCCAGAUGAAAAAGGCUGGACUUUUAAUAUAAAAUGAAUUGCUGGUGGCUUGAUACAGUUUGUAUAAAAAAUUCAGGGGCCGGUUGUAUAAAAAAGUGAUUAAAGUUGAAACGUCAUCCAAUAAGAAGCGCCUAUUUGAGAGUUAAUCACUAUUUAACUACAAAAUAGUGAUUAAAAAAGUGAUUAAGAGUUUUAUACAACCGGCCCCAGGUAUAACAGUUUGACAUUUUUACAAUUUAUGCAUCAGAUAUCGUUAUGCUCAUAUAUUUUAAUAUGUCGCCUUUGACAGCUUUAUCUUUGAAAUUAGUAGUUUUGGUAACACAUGGUUCGUUGCUAUGGCAACACACGCGUACGAAACGGUAACCCUCAAUUUUUUUCGUACAUUACUUUAUUAGAAAAUAGACCGUAACAAUAAACAAAAUAUAAAGAAAUUUCUGUAACGCCAUUUUCAAAAACAUCGUUUUCUCUGAUAAUUUUUUUUUGGCAUGGCACUAUAUAGAAUUUUUUAUUUUUGAUAUAAUGAAAGAGUCUUGUUGACAGUUGUACAGGAAAAAAGUACAGAAUUUUAGUAGGGUGUAUCAGAAAAAAGUAGAAAAAAGUAGGGUGUAUCAUAAAAAAGUAGACAAUUUUGAAAUGGCUCUCAAUUUCACAAAUCCGUUCAUGUCAUGCAAUUUUUGAUAGAAUAAUAGCGCGAAAUUUAAAAGGUUAAGGUUACAGAACACCUUUGAGUGUUAAUUUUGUCUAAAAUUUCUUUAUUGGUUUCCAUGAAAGCAUUAGACUAGUUCUACUAUCUGACCAAGUUUCAACGAAAAAUGUUGAAAACUCGCAGAGUUAUUUAAUAAAAUACAUUUCGCUGCAAUAAGAAAAACAUUGAAAAUGUAAUAUUCAAAUUCAAUUUUCUCCCGAAGAAUUUUACGGUAAUUACUGAUUAGGACAUAGCUAAAGUAGUAAAGACGUCAGUUUCAAAAUUGUGUUCGGCUUUUUUUAAAUUUUGGACACUUUAAUAAUAAAGAGCAAUUCACUCAAACAAUUCAGAAAUAUAUUGCAGUCGUCAAAGAAAUCGCCAUAUCAGCGAAUGACGAAAUAAACAAAAAUUUCCGAACACUAUUUUUUAGAACAACUAUUUUGCUGUAUAAAAAUGAUAUUUUCAUAAAUAUAACUUAAAACCAGUAGGAGCAGAACUCAAAAGUGUAACGGUACCGCGAUAUUUUGCAUGCACUGCAUGGCAAAUAUUUGGUGAAAAGUUCAUUAAAAUCGGACUGAUAUUGAGCGCGCAGUAGCGAUUUUCCGCAAAACGCCAAAAAGGGUGUCCUGUAACCUUAAAACGCAUUUUGAGUUCAUGGGCGAGAAAUUUGUUACGUGUUUUAUAAAUGAUCCAAAUAUCAGAAAAUUUGCUCCGAAUUUUAAGUCCUUUAAAUAGCCUCUGAAACUUUCAUUUCUUGGCACCAAUGCCUCUCACGCAUGCUUAAUUCAUGCAUUCAGCUAAUUUGCAUAUUGUAAUUUUACUUUUUUACAAUAACAAUAUCAUCCUCGUCCCCAGGCCCAAGCUCGGGCGGCCCUCGUAACAAUAUGCAAAUUAGGAUUGACCUAAAUAGACCUAGACUGCAUUUAGAAACGCCAUACACUAUUUGUAUAACCGGAACGCUACCUCCAACCGGAAAUUUGAAGCCAACUUGAGGGCCAAGUCCCAGUCUUUUCACGCGUGCGAAGAGCGCUCAAUCAGUCAAGAUUUGGCUUCAAGAAAAAUAUAUAGGCAGUUUAUCUGAAGGUACCGUUCCAGUUAUAUUCACUGAUUUCAAUAGUUUACACUUGCAAAUUUUACGACCAAAAUGCAACGCGCUAGAAAAAUUUACUCAACAGACGCCUCUCAAUAUUCGAAUUUGAAAUCGGAUCGUAUUUGGCCAUUUUUUAUCGCAAUGUUACAAAAAGGUGUCGUUUGAUAACUAAAAUAUGCAUGUCAAAGUUGGAUUACCUUUUUUCAUUUACCCUGCAUGUACCUAAAGCUCGAAUAGGUACAGAAAAUGAAGCAAAAUGGCACCAUUUACAUGUUUGUUACUCAUUUUGUAGGUUUAAUUGGAAAAUGGCAUCUUGGAUUGCAUUGUAAAAGUCGUGAUAAUUGCCAUCAUCCACUUAACAUGGGUUUCCACGAAUUCUAUGGUCUUCCUUUCACAAACGCACGAGACUGUGGUCCUAUUGCCGAGGGAUCUAGUUUCUUGCUUCUGUUACAGAACACAUUGUACCCUGUUAUUAUAGGCUGCGUCGUUUUGGGUUUAGGAAUGCUCUUCACGGGUGUUAUAUCCACGAAAUACACCAUCGUACUCAUGUGUUUCAGUGUGCUAUCCCUUCUCGUUGUACCCUUUCCCCUGCAGAGCGUUAUUUCAAGAAUGUGUUGCCUUACAAUGCGUGGAUUUGAAGUUGUCGAACAACCAACAAACCUUGAAAACCUAACAGUACGAUUCACAAAUGAUGCCAAAAGAUUUAUACGCAAGAACAAAAAGCAACCAUUUCUCCUUUUUAUGUCAUAUGCAAAAGUUCACGCAGUUUUGUUCACGUCGCCGAAGUUUAAAGGUCACAGCGCGCAUGGUCGCUAUGGUGAUAAUGUAGAAGAAAUGGACUGGAGUGUCGGAGAAAUUGUUUCAGCACUGGAAGGGGAAAAUCUCCUGGAAAAUACCUUAGUGUAUUUUACAUCGGAUCAUGGCCCGUUUUUGGAAAUUGUUAAACCCAGCACUGGGGAGCGGCUUGGUGGUUCGAAUGGAGGGUAUAAAGGAGGUGAGUUAGUACGAAUAUGUCGAUAUUAUUUUAUAUUAUUUACAUUUUAUGUGGAAAUCAACAAACCCAUAUAUUUAAUGGCAUUUAUGUCGUUAGUCCUUGCAAUAUACGAAUAUUAUACACAGGGGCGUGUGAAUGUGCUGAGAGGAGAAAAUGUUGGAAAGUUUUUUUUUUUGGGGGGGGGGCUUAAGAAGAUAUUAUUAUUAUUAUUAUUAAUUCAAAAGCAUGACCUAUUUACAGGUAUUGCUAGAAUGGUAAUAAGUAUAGGAGCUAAGAUUAACGUAUAUGUAUCUAUUGCUAAUGUACUAAUAUAGUUAUUUGUAUAAGUUGAACUACUUUACAAAGGUAUAAUAAAAUAAGUAUAAAAGUAUUUUGCAGCAUGCAUUCUAGAAUUAUUUAAUUAAUUUGAAAUUUGCUGCCGAAAAUUUGUUUUGUUUUUUACUUAUUUCAGUGGAGUUCCAUGGAUUUGAGGCUAAUUUCCCUUUCAAUAGAGCAAAGAGAAAUAAAUUUGGAUAAUAAGUUUACAAGAACUGAUUCGUCGGAUGACAUUACGUGUUCCAGUAACUUUUGUUUACUUUCUGUUGUUGUAUUCAAAUUAAACAGGUUUUUUAGUAUGUUAUUUGAACUAUUUCUUAUGUUAUCAUAUUUUUCGCAAGUGAAAACAAGAUGAAAUUCAUUGCGAGAAAAUGUGCUGAAAUUUAGGAAAGUUUGUGGUCACCAAAAAUAUCCAACAGCAAAUAACACAAAAUUCACUUGAAAGUUUGAUCACCAAAAUGAGCUUCAAAACGAAGCCCACAAAUUCCAACACAAAUUUUCAGCGGCUUUUUCAAAUAGGCAACAUACCCUACUUCAUGCAUGGCAUGUAAUAUAUGCAAAAUAGUUGCAAAAUGGCGUCUGAUGGUUUUUAUACAGUUUUUACGAACAAAACAGCGGUUGCUAAGGGCGUUGUUAGGGCAAAAAUAUGCCAAAGCCUUAGGAAUUUUCUCAUUUUCUUGGAUUUCAAGCUAGUUUUUUACGGAAUGAAAACCCGCACAUAUGAUUAACAACAGUUUAUAGUAUAUAAAUCUGUGUAUUAUAAAAAUUCACAAAUUUCAAAAUAAAAGUCAAAUUUUUGGUAGUGGACCACCACCUAACACACAAAAAAGACUGGGGCCCAACAAAAGUUUUCAGGGGCCCCCAGCACCUCGGGGCCCGGGGCAAUUUGACCAAUCAAUUUGUAGGAUUUGUUCACUUGUGCAAAAAUACUAAGUAUACAUUUGCUGGGCUCUAACUUAAAUCUUUAUUGCUCCUUAAUGCGCCCUACUUUGUUAUUUUACUGUCUCUCUAACACCAAAUGAUUUUACUCAUCAAGGGAAACUAAGUGUUUGCAGUCAAUGAGUUAAUAAGAUUUAGUAUAAUUGCAUAAGUGAUUAUUGACAAUUCUCCACGCUGAUUGGUUGCAUCAUGGAUAAUAAAAUAAAUUUAUUUUAUUAUCCAUGGUUACAUGCCGUUGAGCACGCGAUAAUAACCCAAGUGAUUUUCGUAAUGGCGGCCGAAGCCGUUUUGUCAACUAAAUGACGAAGAAAUGUGUGAAAUUUAAAAUUUAUUUUUUCCAAAUAAUCACCUAUGAAAUUUUACUAAAACAAUUAUUUACCUCAGGCUCGGUGAUUAUCGUGAAUAAAAACCUUGACUUCGUCUCGGUUUUUAUUCACCGAUAAUCACCUCGCCUUCGGCGAAUAAUUGUUAAAUAACUGGCAUUGCGCUAUUAUACUCCCCUACUAUAAUUCCGUCCAACGCCAGACAAUUGUAUUUUUCGAAGGUAUGUUGGCAUGUUGGAACUCAAUGGGUUCAUAAUUUUAUUGUUUAUAAUGAUUAUACUGCCAUGUAUUAUUUCUCCAGGGAAGGGACAAAGCUGGGAGGGAGGAAUACGUGUACCAACAGUUGCAGUGUGGAAGGAUCGCAUUCCGGCUGGAAUCACAAUCAAUGAACCAACGAACAGUAUGGAUAUUUUUACAACAAUGAUUGAACUUGCUGGAGGGGCAAUACCAAGGGAUAGAACAAUUGACGGGAAAAACAUUUUCCCAUUGUUAAUUCAGGAACAAAGUAUAUCUCCUCACGACUUUAUGUUUCACUAUUGUGGAAGUGCCAUCCAUGCGAUCAGAUAUCGACCACGUUCAGGAAAUAUUACAUGGAAAGCGCACUUUAUAACUCCAGUAUGGGCGCCUGGUAAAGAAAUCUGUGAUAGAACAGUAAUCCUUUGCGAAUGUUUUGCUGGCCAUGUUACCCACCAUGAUCCUCCUUUACUCUAUGAUGUCACGCAUGAUCCUUAUGAAAGGAACAAACUUGAUUCAUCGCUCGAAGUACAUCAAAAUGUCCUCUUAAAAAUGAAACAAGCAAUGAAAAACCAUCAGCAAGAAAUAAGACCAGUUCCAAAGCAACUCGGAUAUCCAAAUGCCUGGCCAAAUCCACGUCUUCAACCGUGUUGUAAUUUUCCAUAUUGUUCCUGUAUUGAGGAGUGA
Molecule: messenger RNA, 8706 nt
Organism: Paramuricea clavata
Lineage: Eukaryota; Metazoa; Cnidaria; Anthozoa; Malacalcyonacea; Plexauridae
Source: the annotation of a GenBank genome assembly